GGUCCGCCCCCCGCGCUCGUCCCGGCGGCCGGCGGGACGCCAGCGCCCGCGCCCAGGACCUCCCCGGCCAGCGCGCGCCGCAGCCUGAGCCGGGCGGCGCAUCCAGGCCGCAGAGGAGGGCGGCGAGAUCCUGGAAGGGGACCAACUUGCGACGCGCCGUGGAGAAAGAGGAGCUGUCGCACGGCAGAAAGGGGUGGUGGCGCCCAGCUCCGCGACCCAGCCCGAAACUCGAAGGCCGAGCUUGGCAGGCGGAGGGCGGCGGCCCUCCGGCCCCCGGCAUGGCCCAGGGCUCGACGCUACCGCGGCGGGCACCACUGCGCUCCCCGGCCGUCUGGGUGGCCGCCACGCUCCUGCUCGCAGUGCCCCGGACCUCAGGUGAAGUAGAGGUUCCAGAUCCAAAUGACCCUUUGGGACAACUCGAUGGACAGGACAGCCCGGUUCCAACUCUGAAAGGUUACUUUCUGAACUUUCUGGAGCCCGUGAACAAUAUCACCAUUGUCCAAGGCCAGACCGCAAUUCUGCACUGCAGGGUGGCGGGAAACCCGCCCCCCAGCGUGCGCUGGCUGAAGAACGACGCCCCGGUCGUGCAGGAGCCGCGGCGGGUAAUCAUCCGGAAGACGGAAUACGGCUCUCGACUGAGAAUCCAAGACCUGGACACGACAGACACGGGCUACUACCAGUGCGUGGCCACCAACGGGGUGAAGACCAUCACUGCCACCGGAGUCCUGUUCGUGCGGCUCGGUCCAACGCACAGCCCAAACCAUAACUUCCAGGACGACUCCCACGAGGAUGGGUUCUGCCAGCCCUACCGGGGAAUCGCCUGUGCGCGCUUCAUCGGGAACCGCACCAUUUACGUGGACUCGCUUCAGAUGCAGGGGGAGAUCGAAAACCGGAUCACAGCGGCCUUCACCAUGAUCGGCACCUCCACGCACCUGUCGGACCAGUGCUCGCAGUUCGCCAUCCCGUCGUUCUGCCACUUCGUGUUCCCGCUGUGCGAUGCGCGCUCGCGGGCGCCCAAGCCGCGCGAGCUGUGCCGCGACGAGUGCGAGGUGCUGGAGAGCGACCUGUGCCGCCAGGAGUACACGAUCGCGCGCUCCAACCCGCUCAUCCUCAUGCGGCUGCAGCUGCCCAAGUGCGAGGCGCUGCCCAUGCCCGAGAGCCCCGACGCGGCCAACUGCAUGCGCAUCGGCAUCCCGGCCGAGAGGCUGGGCCGCUACCACCAGUGCUACAAUGGCUCGGGCACGGAUUACAGGGGCACGGCGAGCACCACCAAGUCGGGGCACCAGUGCCAGCCGUGGGCCCUGCAGCACCCCCACAGCCACCAGCUGUCCAGCGCAGACUUCCCCGAGCUCAGAGGGGGCCACGCCUACUGCCGGAACCCUGGAGGCCAGAUGGAGGGCCCCUGGUGCUUUACGCAGAAUAAAAACGUACGCGUGGAACUGUGUGACAUACCCUCGUGUAGUCCCCGAGACAGCAGCAAGAUGGGGAUUCUGUACAUCCUGGUUCCGAGCAUCACGAUUCCGCUGGUCAUCGCGUGCCUUUUCCUCCUGGUCUGCAUGUGCCGGAACAAGCAGAAGGCUUCCGCGGCCUCACCGCAGCGCCGGCAGCUCAUGGCCUCGCCCAGCCAGGACAUGGAAAUGCCUCUCAUCGGCCAGCACAAACAGGCCAAACUCAAAGAGAUCAGCCUGUCCACGGUGAGGUUCCUGGAGGAGCUGGGAGAGGACCGCUUUGGGAAAGUCUACAAAGGCCACCUGUUCGGGCCUGCCCCCGGGGAGCAGACCCAGGCUGUCGCCAUCAAAACGCUGAAAGACAAAGCAGAGGGGCCCCUCCGGGAGGAGUUCCGGCAUGAGGCCAUGCUGCGGGCACGGCUGCAGCACCCUAACAUUGUCUGCCUCCUGGGCGUGGUGACCAAGGACCAGCCCCUCAGCAUGGUCUUCGGCUACUGCCCGCACGGCGACCUCCACGAGUUCCUGGUCAUGCGCUCACCGCACUCGGACGUGGGCAGCACCGACGACGACCGCACGGUGAAGUCCGCCCUGGAGCCCCCCGACUUCGUGCACGUGGCCGCGCAGAUCGCGGCGGGGAUGGAGUACCUGUCCAGCCACCACGUGGUGCACAAGGACCUGGCCACCCGCAACGUGCUCGUGUGUGACAAGCUCAGCGUGAAGAUCUCAGACUUGGGCCUCUUCCGAGAGGUGUAUUCUGCCGAUUACUACAAGCUGCUGGGAAACUCGCUGCUGCCCAUCCGCUGGAUGUCCCCGGAGGCGAUCACCUACGGCAAGUUCUCCACCGACUCGGACAUCUGGUCCUACGGCGUGGUGCUGUGGGAGGUCUUCAGCUACGGCCUGCAGCCCUACUGCGGCUACUCCAACCAGGACGUGGUGGAGAUGGUCCGCAGCCGGCAGCUGCUGCCCUGCCCCGACGACUGCCCCGCCUGGGUGUACGCCCUCAUGGUCGAGUGCUGGAGCGAGUUCCCCAGCCGGCGGCCCCGCUUCAAGGACCUCCACGGCCGGCUCCGGGGGUGCGGCAGCCUCUCCAACUGCACCAGCUCGGCGCCGACCUCGGGCGCCAGCAACGCCACGCAGACCAGCUCGCUGAGCACCAGCCCGGUGAGCAACGUGAGCAACGCCCGCUAUCCCGGGCCCAAGCAGAAGGCCCAGCCCUUCCCGCAGCCCGCUUUCAUCCCCAUGAAGGGCCCGGUCAGGCCCCUGGUGCCCCCGCCGCAGCUCUACAUCCCGGUCAACGGCUACCAGCCAGUGCCGGCCUACGGGCCCUACCUGCCCGGCUUCUACCCGGUCCAGAUCCCCGUGCACAUGGCCCCGCAGCAGGCGCCUGCCCAGAUGGUCCCCAAGCCCAGCUCGCACCACAGCGGCAGCGGCUCCACCAGCACGGGCUACGUCACCACGGCGCCCUCCAACACGUCUGUGGCGGACAGGGCGGCCCUGCUCUCGGAGGGCACGGAGGACACGCAGAAUGUCCCAGAAGAUGCGGCCCAGAGCCCGGUGCAGGAGGCAGAGGAGGAGGAGGAGGGCUCCGUCCCAGAGACCGAGCUGCUGGGAGAUAAUGACACCCUGCAGGUGGACGAGGCACAAGGCCAGCUGGAAGCCUGAGGGGCGACAGGGCCUGGGGCUGGGGAGAGAAGCCCCCCGUGACCCCAGGGGACGUCAGCCGCCGUGAGAAGACCGAGGACCCAGCAGCGACCGGGGCCGCGGCGGGCGGCUGGUUUGCAGGCUGCGGUGUGAACCUGCCCCUCUCCCAGGAGCGCCGAGCAGCAGGGCAUCCUCGGGCGCUGGACGGCGGCCGCUGGCGCUGCCCGCGUUUAUCCCAGAGCUAGUCGGUAGCGAGCAGCAGAUGCUUUGCAGGAAAAUAGUUAGCAUCUUCACUCCAUGUUGUGUGUGGAUUGAGUAUUUGAAACUUCGCGAACACAGGCGUGCGGAAGGUGACAAACAGGCACCCCGGGUUUCUGCACCGCCCGCCAGCGGCCUCCGGUUUGAGGACGGCGGGCCCUGCCUCGGCCCCGCCCGCCGGACUCCCCUCGCCACGGCCAGACCAGCCGGAAAGGGCCCGCGCCUGCUCCCCAGGACAGACGAGCGGCUCUGGGUCGGGAGUUCCCCGUAUGACACCGAAAUGUGCCUUUAAACAACCCCCCACAGUUCUGUGCUUUUGUGAAGCGGUUUUGAGUGUACUGCAUUUGUAUUUUACCCACUUCUCUGGAAUUCAAGGGAAAGUGUUCCUUGGGUUUGGAAUGUUCAAAGGAAGCAAUAUUGUACAGAACACAGUACUGUUAUUUUUUUUAAGAGUCAUGUACAGACCUUAAAUGUAAUUUAUAUGUUUUUAAUAUGCCAUUUUCAUUGAAGCAUUUUGAUCCUAAGAUAAUGACUUAGUAAUUUAACUAUUCAUGUUAUCCACAUUGGGACGCCAUCUGAUUGGCCUUGGGUGUGCCUAUCUGCGUUCCACAUGUGAGCAAGGUCCCUUCCUUUCAGAGCCUCGCGCGGGCCCACAGGCUCGCUGUGUGUAUCCCGCGCCUGUGGUCGGUCCCGCUUGUAAACCCCACAGCUGGUGUGUCCAAUAAAGCAAAAGAGAAGGUG
Lemur catta (Ring-tailed lemur) is the source of this 4088-nucleotide messenger RNA. RefSeq names its product receptor tyrosine kinase like orphan receptor 2 (gene ROR2). Gene Ontology annotation, molecular function: ATP binding; protein binding; transmembrane receptor protein tyrosine kinase activity. Bases 279 to 3110 code for a protein of 943 amino acids. The transcript has 9 exons. The record is from RefSeq and is a predicted model, not a curated record. Gene Ontology annotation, biological process: multicellular organism development; protein phosphorylation; positive regulation of kinase activity. NCBI's taxonomy places the organism in Eukaryota, Metazoa, Chordata, Mammalia, Primates, Lemuridae. Gene Ontology annotation, cellular component: signaling receptor complex.